This is a messenger RNA of Anopheles nili, 9092 nucleotides long. It is a transcript of the gene htt, whose product is annotated as huntingtin. Bases 1 to 8907 code for a protein of 2968 amino acids. NCBI's taxonomy places the organism in Eukaryota, Metazoa, Arthropoda, Insecta, Diptera, Culicidae. Gene Ontology annotation, cellular component: cytoplasm; nucleus. The record is from RefSeq and is a predicted model, not a curated record. The transcript has 8 exons.
AUGGAUAAGCUAAAUCCAUUCGGACCUCUGCAGCGUUCCAUCGAGGCACUGAAAACUUCAGAAUGUAAUGAAAAGGAGAAGCUCGCCCACUUCGGGCAAAUCAGUGAAACAAUCAUCAGCGUCAAACCCGGCACGCCUGUGUCCAAUUCACCCAGCUACCAUGGGCACCUCACCAACUCUAUCGCUGUGCUUAUCUUGUUUUGCGAAGAAAUGGAUUCUAGCGUUCGCAUGGCCGCGGAGGAAAACCUAUCGCGUAUCGUUCGGCAUUGCGAAUCUUCAGGAAACAUCAUUCGCGUACAGCGGGACCUCUACCAUGAGAUAAAAAAGAACGGCAACGAAAGAUCCUUACGCAUCGCUUUGUCCAUCUUCGCGCAGUACUGCAGCACCAUAAGGCAACGUAAGGCUCGAACUUACGCCCAGAAUCUGCUGCCUUGCAUCUACUCCAUUUCCAAGCGCCGUGAACCAGCUCUGUUGGAAAGUUUGUGUGCGUUCACGCAGGUGUUCUGUGAGCACAUGGAAGGAUAUCUCACCGAUGGCGAGGUGCUGAAAAUGACCGAACUCUUCCUCGAAGACAUAGGCUCCGAUUGUUCCACCAAGCGCCGUAGCGCUGCGAGAAACACGCUUACAUUCAUUCUAGGCUCCCGGAAUCCCGAUUUUUACGCCAACAACGCGUUCAACCGGUGCAUAGAGCAGCUGUUGAAAUGUGGCCAGCUACAACAGCAACCGAACACCGUGCUCGGUGUGAUGGGAUGUUUCCGGGCGAUAUUACCCAUCGUGCUGCGCAAUUGUAGCGUUGAAAAAUCGAUCGAAAUAUUUGAUCUUUGCUUGCAUUUUCUGCGCGAAGGAACGCACACCAUCAUCAAUGCUGCGCUCGAGGUGUUGCUUAUCGUCGUGGCCAACGUGCAACCCGCGGUACGGAAAGUGUUUCUUUCGAAUCAAUGCGAGCACAGAAGGAUGCUGCUUAAACGGAAGACGCUGAAGAAUUCCAUUUUCAAAAUAAAUCCCAGCGAUAGUGUGCUGUCCUCGCGCAAAUCCAGCACCGACGCAAGGUCGGACCAUUUGCUGCGUCCUGGAUCGUUACCGGUCACUUCUACUCCGACGAAAUUUCCAUUACCCGUCGACGAUCGAUCUCUAGCGUCAGCAUCCGACAUCGAGCUCGAUUCUUUGAAGAGCAUGGACCUCGAUACGGAAAAUCGAACCGCACCGGCCCUACAGCUGGAAUAUUCCGGGGUUUCCGAUAUUGCGACGGGCAGCAACACCUCUUCCGGAGCGCCCGCACCAGACACACUCUCACUUAGAAGCCAAAAGUCAACCGACUCGAUCGGAUCGUUCCUAAAUACGCUGCUGACGAGCUCGAAUGCUGCUGAAUCGGUAACAAAGUUUUUCCGCAAAUCCAUCGAUAAACCCCUUCCAGACGAUGGCGAGGAGGAUCGUCUGUCGAUGGAUUCGAUGGCCAGCAGUCACAUGUCGUCAAACACGGAAACGAUCCGAGCGGAAUUAGAUGUGACGUUAGAGAGGGAUCUAGACACCGACUCUGUCACUGUGGUGCCUGUUGUCCCCAUUGCCACUCCCACGCCUUCUAAGGAUACGCUGGAAGUCCCGCUCGGCUCUUCGACGAUCGCGGACGACACGCUAGAAACCACAAAAGAGUUAUACAUUGGAACCAUACACGAUCAGAAUUUGUUAGAAUUCACAGCACGGCUUGUGUGCUCUCGAUUCCUGCUGGGUGGCAGCAGACACGUCCUAAUUCCAGACUCCAUCGUGCGCGUGUCUGUGAAAAGUCUAUCGAUGCAAGUUGUAGCUGCGUGCGUACGAUUAAAACCGGAACUACUUUGUCUGCCGCUCGAGCGAGACUCCUUCCGGGAGGAGUAUUCUGUGGUAGAAAUCCUAAACCUGGAGGAUGCAAUCAAUGAGCUUUCAAACGACAAUUUGGCCACGGGCGAAGAAUCCGACAACGCAAACGGUGUCACACCGAUACAGGAGGAGGAAUCGGGUGCUAAGUUGCUAGAAAUGAAGGAAGAUCACUUUGGGGAAUGCACUAGUGCGACGUACUUCGAAUACUUCUCACCGAUGUCGUUAAGUCUCGACCAAGGGCUAAAAUCGAAGCUGAAAUCGAUCGAGGAAAACUUUUCAAUCGACAACAACGAGAAGUUAAGUCGCGAUCUGGACGCUAUUCUUUCUCAGUCCGAACCAGGACCCGGGGCAAGUCUAACCGGACCGUCGGCCAGUGUGCGCAGGCGGGAGUUGCUGGUAGUGCCGAAAGUUAUAACCGCGACUAAAUCUGAGCAUCAAACAGGUGCUAGCCGGUCUGCUGUCGACUCAGCAGGCGAUACCGAUCUCACCGCGAUGGCUGUGUCGGACCGCAAGGAACUGGAAGAUGAGCAGCAACAGUUGUUGGCCGACGUACUACUUUUUUACGAUAAUGCAGAUCCAACGCUCCGCGGCACGGUGCAGUUAAUAGUUGGUAAUUUUUUACGUGCUGCUAUCGAUGCUGGUGGGACUUAUCGGGAGUUUCUUCGCACUAAGAUCCCAAAUGUCGCCAACCAAGCGUUCUUGAGCGAGGACAAAUUACUUCAAGUCGUUAUCCUGGGUCUCUCGGAUGACAUCCACACAGUGAUCAAUCAGACACUGUCGUCUGUGGAACUCUUUUUUAACGCAUACUUUCAGUCUGCUGCUAAUGCACAGGAGCGUGUCAUUCCGAUUUCGAAGCAUACUGCAAACAUUCCAUUCCAAUCGUGCAAUAGAAACAUGUUUUUGAACGAUAACAUUGCAUCUCACGCACAUCAAGAUGCGUCGCAUUACAUGAAAACGAUUCUUAAUCGGUUGUGUUUUAUGUCAGAGAACAAAUACUGGCUGGUGCAGUGUAAACUGUUGGACGUGCUUACUCAGCUCGAUUUCGAUUGCAUCAAAGCGUACGGUCAUCAGGGCGACCAGAUGAGGGAGAAAGUACUUGACCAGGUGCUUAGCGGACUCGGUGAUGGCGAUAUUCGGGUGCGAAAUCACGCCAGUGAACGUUUGCUGCAGUAUCUUGAGGGCGAUUCUCGCAAUGCCACCCUCGUACAACAUCAACAGGUGCACCCAAUAGCGGCACAAACCGUCGUUGGGGAUUUUGUAGACGAAUUCGUUCUCAGCACGUUCGCGUCACCGUUCAAUCAUCGAAGCUGCCAAAGAAGGACUUAUUCGGCUGCUUCGAAAGCGGUAUUUUCGUCUGUGAGCCGUGUGUUGUACAGGAUAAGCAAUCUUUUGCUUAAAAUAGGUGACAAAAAUUUACAGGCUGGAUUAAUACAUUUUCUACGCGUGUUCCUGGCGAAAUAUGAUCCAAUUGAUUUUGUGGAGCUGUGGAACGAAUAUAACAUAAAUAACGUGCUGUUGAGCUUGCUGACGGAAAUGAAUGGAACCAUCCUGGAUCUUACCGUUCACGCGGAUUUAUUGCGAAUAUGCUCUCAAAUCAUCGUUGUGGUAAUAUCGAGCCGUUCCACGAGUCAUGCUACGGACAGUGAAUUGAUGAAUAAAUUUAUCAUUCAUCUGUUGAAACUGCUCAAUAUUUAUCAUCACUUGUACGGCAACAUCUCUCCACUGGUCAUGAAUCGUGCUCAAAAGACGGACAUCUUCAUGAACACCAAGGAAUUACAACAGAUUAACUGUUUCGGAUAUUUCGGUAGCGAUCAUGUGUACAUGAAGCUUUACCAGCAGAUUCGAAGCUCGAUGGAGAGCUACCGUAUAACGAUCAAUACCGAAUCGGGCCAAAAGCUGUUCGAUUGUCUCCGGGCAUCCAUUGAGGCGUUGUGGACGCUUUUAGAAAUGAAAUCGCUCUCUAGCAUGACGAACGGAUUGAAAUUUGUGGAGGAAGUGCUGCGAUAUCUGCAAACAUUUCUUGUGGUGGAACCCGACCAUUGCAUUCGAUGUGCUCGGUAUCUGCUGAGGUUCAUCUUCCAUGCCAACUACAUAAACCGCACGGCUGAGGUAUCAUUUUUCCGCAAAAUAUCGCUCUCCGAAGACCCGAUAGAGGUAGCGUCGGAGGAAUUCUUCGUUCGCUAUUACGAUUUCUGCAAAGCAAAAUCGAAACCGAUUUCGUCUGAAAUCGGUGCUUUCGUUAAGCUGUUUGAACCGCUGGUUAUUACGUGUCUGAAGCUAUUCACCAAGAUGAGCAGCGGUGUUCAGGCAAAUAUUUUGCAGUUGCUCUGCCAGCUGCUGGAUUUCAACAUUAACUACCAACUGCUCGAUGGUAGUAACGUUUUUGUGGAAUCGAUAUUCAAACACAUUGAGUGCAUCGAACGAGGCACUGUGGAUGACUCUGAAGCACUAAUGCGGCAGGUGGUGCGAUUUCUGUUCCAGCUCAGCGGUCUCGUGCGCGAGAAACCGCUGGUAUCGAUCCCUAAGAUCAUCAACAUCUGCGACAAUCUGUUGGCAAACAAUGUCAUUCGUCGUACGGCAAUUGCAUCGGUGCAAGCUCUUUCGCAUGAAAUAUUCCUGCUUCGUCUCAGCAGCAAAAGCAUUGCCUCGAAGGUGUUCGAAGCGGCCGAGUGUAGCACCCAGAAGGAGGUGGUGCUCAACAUGCUUAUUAAGUUCCCAGACGAGCUGGAUGUUUACCGAGUCGUUCCUAUGAUAAUGUACAGCGAACGGUUGCACGACAGCGACGGUACCCAAGCAACCAACUGUGAGUCGGAUGUUCUAUCCGCCCUGUUGCAGGUGUUUGGAGAUGGUAAACUGGUGGUAACAAACGAUCGGGAAUACGCCAUCGUGUUGCGACUAAUGGAAUGUUUCGAACGAAGUAUGCUGCUGGAGAGUAAAAUGGUUCUGCGUUUCGUGGAAAUUCUAUACACCACUGUCUCUAACGAAUCUUGUGAUACACUGCAAAAAGUAAUUUAUGGCGAGUUGAUCAUCAAACAGGUUCUUCAAAAAAUGGAGGAAACCUAUCUUCUCAACCACGUCACACUAUACCAUCGCAAGGCAACCGCCUGUCAAAAUAUCGAGGAUGAAAGUGCAGAUGAUUUCAAUGUGCAAACGAAGCGUAACAGCGACGAUCUUGGACAAACAGCAUCACAGAGCUUGGCUCGCAUAUUGAUUCAGUACUUGCGCGAAUGCUUGAAUAGAUUGGAGGAAGUACAUCUGACUUACAAUGCGACUCUUGAAACCAUUCAGUUCUCAAACACAGCCGUUACGCGUUACAUUGAAACGCUCGGAAGUACAACUGGCUUAAAAGAAAUUAGCCGAAUAUUAGCUGAACAAAUUCCACUGGAACUGAUUCAUUGGCACCGUUUGCCCGUCUCUGUUGUGCGAUCUUUGUGUGAGAUGAUGAUUAAUCACGGAUAUGAUACAGAGCUUAUGCUGUCACUGAUUCGUAACAGUGAGUAUAGUGUACGAAAUAAUCGAUUGGUUACUGUGCUGAUAGAGGUGCUGUUGGAACGUAACCCAAAUGAGUCCAAGUGGUCGCAAAAAGAAGUGCAAGCAUUGCUAUCUAGCGAAUCGCUUCUACUGUCGCAGCAUUUCCAGCCUCUCUUACUGUGCCACAUAACGGACGACGAGUUUUCGAAGGAAAUUGUGAAAAGUAUCAUGACAAACGUUGAAGGAAAACUGUCCAACAUUCACUGUACGUUACUGGAAAAAGCACCUUUAACUUCGCUAACGCUCAUAUGCAACCGGUUGACGGACUUGCUAGGUACGAUCAAUAUAGUUACCUCACGCAAUGCCGCCUUGAUUCUAAAUCACAAGCUUGACGCACUGUUGCAGCUGGGAAAUCAAGGGCUAAAGGAAAGUGCCGUCCUUACCGUACUACCAGAAAGCGAUUUCCGUUACCUUUACUCUAGCUUUACCAUUGAGCGUAAGCGAAAGUUCCCCAAACUCUUCAAAACGCUCGUUCAACUAAAACAAUAUUACGAGAACGUGUCACACAACGAAUCAAAAUGCUCGAUUGGUAUAUCUAUUGAUACUGUGUCACUAAAAGAUCUGACAAUUGAUGAAACAUGGUUCCUGAAGCAGAUCGCACACCACUGUACCGAGCAAUCGUAUACCAAACCGCGAAACAUUGCCAAAAUGUUACACGAAAUAAAAUCGGAAAGCAAGCUUAUCAAUCUGUUCUCCAGUGGCUCGCUGAAUGUGCGACUUUUGCGUGACAUAAUUGCAGUCGCAUUUGAGAAUAUGAUGCACUCUUUCCGCAUCGAUUGCGUUCAAUUUAAUCCCCAUCUGAACUAUCUGAAGGUGCAUCCAAUGCUGAAGGUGUCGCUUAUCGUGUUGAUGCGCAAACUGGGUGAAAUUUGCGACGCAAAAACAAAAGCAGACGAUACUAGCGUUAAAUUGCAUUGUGCCGAGUGUGUCGUUUGUUUUCUAGAAUAUUUAAACAGGCUCGAACACCUUUGCCUUUUCCACAUCGAAGGCAGGUUCAUAGAACGCUUCGUGAAGGAGCAUCUGCUAAAGUCAAACUUUUUCGAACCACUACUCACUUUUGGAAGCGUCUGUGCUCGUGCCGCAUUACAGGAACCAUCGGUAAACGUGACUCGCAUUGAGCUGUAUCUGAGAUGCAUCGAAACCAUACUUCGUCAACGAUACCUCUGGAACGAACUAAACCAAAACGAUCGAUAUCAAACUGAUGUGGAGCUGUACGUUGAGGUACUGUACAGCCUGAUCGAACGUUCACACCGCAAUGAUCAGCUAUCAGGGAGAAAACAAACACCGGUCGUGUUUCAAUCGUUUAUGAACGAUGAAACAAGUUCAGUUGCAAUUUAUAUAAAAACGAUCAUCAUAGCCGAACUUGUCACAGAUUCCACAUCGAUGGCAAAACAUCUAUCAAUGAGCGAUCACAUGAUCGCUUUGAUUGAAUCGAUUGCCAUUUCUAUUCUCAAGCUAGACAGAUUUUAUCCGUACGCAUUGACACCUCUCGAGCUGUACGAUUGCUAUACCACGCUAGAUGUACUAGAAAACGGCCACCCGAAAGUUCCCACGGUACCGAUCGAACAUCUGUAUGAUGUUGAACUUUUAGAGCUGUUUUUAAUGAGAGUAAACGUGUUUGGCUUCUCCUCGCGACAACAAUUUGAGGAACUCUUCAUGUCGCUGAUGGUGUUGCUUAACCGUAUAGAGGAUCCAAUAUUUGUGAGUCUACUGGAGCAACGGGAAAUCAAAAACAUGUGCCUAAAGGCUGUUACGACUUUGCUAAUAUCCUGCUACCGCUACCCAUGGAUUGGCUUCAACGAGGGCAAAUUUCAUCAUUCAACGCGAAAUUCAAGAAUCAAAUGUGAUACAAUCGGUUUGAAAAAAUUACACAACAUACAGCUUUCUAUUCCGCUAAGCAACGUGUUCUACCAGCCCAACCUGGAGCGGCGUCUGUUAGUUGCAGUAAAGGAUGAUUUGUAUUCGGCCGACGACAGUAGCGUCGGAACGUUAUGUUUUAGCUCGAAUCAGCUUUCGCUGGAUUAUUUCUGGGAAAUCAUAGAACGAACGAAUGAAGCUAGCGGUGCAGGUAUUUCAUCUCCGGUGGAAACAUUAAUCGUUCGAAAUAGGAGGUAUUUUGUGGAAAAAAUCAAUAUCGACUCCACAAGCUCUAUGCAGUUGAUUUAUGACGUGUUAAAACAGCUACUCGACGAAGAUCCAGCAUUAGUUUUGCCUCAUUUGGUGUGUUUCUGCGAAAUAAUUGAAAAUAAGGAUCAAAUAGCCUGCCUAAACCAACUGCUACUAAAGCUACAAGAGCGCGUUCCGAUGGAUGAUACAUUGUCUCAACAGCAUAUUAUCUACUUGCUGUGCCGGUUAGCAGCGCUCCUUACUCCCAGCAUGGCCGAGCUGACGCAUCUUUGUACAAUCAUCCCAACGUAUCUGAAGAGCACUCAGCUGUACAUCCGUAACGCGACCUUAAAAGGAAUGAUCUGUCUGCUAGAGUGUCUGGUGAAAACCAACACAUCAAUUGGAUCGCUAAAUGACGAGCUACAGCUCGUGCGAAACGUGAUCGUUAACUACAUUGUAAAGCAUGGUAUUAUCGAAGAAAGCUCGGGAGCUUUCAGCGAUCUGCAUACGAAGCUUGUGUGGACGUUGAAUUUUUAUCUGAUUGAACACACGUCGCGUUUCGUGCCAGAGUGCAACCUCUUGUCGAACAGCAUCAUCUCGGCGAAUAAUAUCCUCAAAAGGACCACCAACUUAGACAUCUAUCUGUGUAUUUUGAAUGGUUUAGAGCGGCUGGUCAUCAGUGGUCGGGUUUCGCGUACGCUGCAUGAAAAGAUCGAGAAACUGGCGAUCGAUCUCGUGAAGAUAGAUAACGAGAUGUUUUCGUUGUCAGCGCUGAAGCUUCUGGUCACUUGCAUCUAUCGCAGCUGUAACGAGCAGCUUGAAAGUACGGAACGCUGCAAUGGUAUCGUGCAGGACGAGCCGGACAUAAUCGUUCAGCAGAUCGAUAAGAUAGAGAUUCUGUUUGCCAAAAUCCGCACCACAACCCCGCAGGGUGCCAAAGUGUUCGGGGACGUGCUGUGCCAGCUCAUACGUGAUCUUUUACCACCCAACGAGAUCCUGACGAAGGUGUUCAAGGAGCUGAUGUUAAAUCAACCCAACCCGGAUAUUAUCGCAAGCGUCACAUUCCAGCUGUUCCGCUCCGCGAUCGACGCAUCGCACUUGAGCCUUCUGCAGGAGUGGUUACUGUGUUCGUUGCCGAAUUUUCUCUCAUUUCCUCAGGUGAACAAAUCCGUCUGGUGUCUGACCGUUAUCUUCCUUUCGUCUUCGCUUAACAUCCAUCUGAUCAAACUGUUGCCUGAAGUGCUGUCACUUCCCUCGUAUCAGCAGCUUAACGAAAGAGAAAUCAACAACUUCAUCAUCUCGGCCAAGGAUUUCUAUGCUCGCCUUGACGGCAACGGUACCCAGAAAGCGAAAUUCAAAGAAAUAUUCCAACAACACGAUUCUUUUGUUUUUCAAAACCUUGUGCAAUGCUUGUAAGAUAGAUUCCAUCUGAAAUCGCGCGCUCUUAGAUGUGACACUACCAAAUGAACUCGAUAUUAUCGCCUUCAAGUAGACAGUUGUAAGAGUUGAUAUUUGUUUCGAAUUUAAUGUUUAUUUGUUUUCGUAAGCAAGUCAAACUAGUUGAAUUGUUAAAAUAUUAUAAAAAAACUCUUUUCUCGACA